UCGCAUGUUGAGGUUAUCACAAUAUACAUUUGACAGUUGUCGUCGGUCAUUCGUCGAGUUCGCAACGCAUAGAAUUAAACUUCAUAGUGAGAAAUGUUAACGGUAUGCGGUUAUUUGUGUUUAUAUUGAUCAGUUUAACUGUUUGUACUAUAGUCUUGUGUUCCGAUAUGAUUGUGGGUGAUACCGUACACAGGAAAAUGGUGUUCCACCAAAGGGUCAAGGAAUUUCCGAUACCGUUUAAAAAGCGAAUAAAAUCAUUGUCGUAUAGUGAUCCUGAGAAACGUAUUAUCAAGGGUGUUGCCGCAAUCGACAAUGAUUUCUCUCACGCGAGCGCCAAUAUUACUGAAGGAGGAGUGGGUUAUUCUUACGUCACAGUUAGAAUGAAGAGCCAAAGACAUCACCCGCUAAACUUCGAAGUAGAAAUAUAUGUCUAGUCAAAGAGAUAUAGUUGAAAACCGUCCACGUAAAUACAAAUUUACGAAAACAAUAAUUACAUCGCACGCUUCGGUAAUUACAUUUGCGACAAUAUUUGCAUUUAAUAGUCACUUCACUUUUUACAAUCUACACUAAAGUACUGGCAGUAAAUUAUUAAAAUUAUUUGAAAAUAUGACGUAAGAAUGAGUGAUUAAAAAACUAAUAUAACAAAGCAAAUGUUGACACAUCUGUCUACUCCAACAAUGAUAUCGACUAAAAUUAUUAAUAAAUUCAUAUCAAAUGUCUAUACAUAUAUUUAAAUACGUUAUGAGUGUUUGUUUAGAAGUAAGUUUGUUAAAAAUCAAUUUGGGAUGCUAUUUAUAGUGCAUUAUGAUUCUGUUAAGAAAGUAGAAAUGUACACCAAUUUACGUUUCUUGAUAAAAGUGCGUUAUUCUUUUGUUUUUUCUAAUCUUAAAUAUAAAAUUGUUUUGUAAAUCUUCGCAAAUAAUUUACACUGCUGUAACAAGCACAGUUUUAUUUCGCAACAAAUAAUGAUAAUCUUUAAACUCGAAAAUGAUAAAAUAUAUUUUUCACGGCAUAAAUAUUCUUUAUAUCAGUAAAGUUUUCGUUUAUUUAAAUUGCAGACACAAGUAUACUUCAAAAGUUUCUCUAAAUUCUAUUCGUUUGAAUUUGCUCUCUUUACAAUAUUCUGGGUUAUGAGUUAUUUAUUUUUACUUUAACAUGAUUGUGUUAUUCAAACUUUCGUGAGACAUUAUAA
This is a messenger RNA of Papilio xuthus (Asian swallowtail), 1192 nucleotides long. RefSeq lists its product as uncharacterized. NCBI's taxonomy places the organism in Eukaryota, Metazoa, Arthropoda, Insecta, Lepidoptera, Papilionidae. The transcript has 2 exons. The record is from RefSeq and is a predicted model, not a curated record. Bases 105 to 434 code for a protein of 109 amino acids.